CGGCAGACCGUCAGGUGGGAGUAAGAAGUCACUGGUUGGCGUAGGUCUCCACAGAGUAAGGCGGAGGACAGCUGGCGGGUGUGGGUGUGGACGGGUUGUGCCUACAGGACCUGUGUGCACCCUGCCAGUACCUUGAGAGGCCUGAAGAGGGCGUCAAAUCCCCUGAAGCUGGAGGGGACGAAGCCUGAAGAAGAAUGGCCAGCUCCAGUUCUCAACACACGGUCUGUGGGUCAGUGACAUUUAGGGAUGUGGCUGUUGACUUCUCUCAGGAGGAGUGGGCCUGCCUGGAUGCUACUCAGAAGGUCUUAUACAGGGACACGAUGUUGGAGACCUACAGCCACCUCGUCUCAGUGGUGGGGAGAUGCAUUUCCAAGCCACAUCUGAUCACCUUACUAGAGCAGGAGAAAGAGCCCUGGAUGGCUGUGAAGGAAGAAUCAGACAGGCCGAGCCCAGGUGUGAAGACAUGUUUUAAAGCUGAAAAUGUUUCUGAUAUAAACGUAAACAAACAGAGCAUAAAGCACUUAAGUAAAACUUUUGACCUCAAAGAGUCUACUUUUAGUGAUGGCCCCAACUACAGGACACUCAGUGGACUACAGGGUUGUCAAGGAGAUGCUGAUCAAAAGAGUAAUAACAAGGACGGAACGCCCCCUUACACCUGCCAGGCUCUUGCUCACAAUGUAGAAAGAGCCUAUGAAUGUAAGGAGUGUGGGAAGGCCUUCAGACUUCCCCAACAGCUUACAAGACAUCAGAAGUCUCACAGUGGUGAGAAACCUUUCAAGUGCAAUGAGUGUGGAAAGGCGUUUCAUCUUCCUGGCCUGCUCAAGUACCAUAAAACCAUCCAUACAGGUGAAAAACCUUUUGAAUGUGAAGAAUGUGGGAAGUCCUUCAAUUGUGUCUCCCACCUCGUUGAACACAGGACCAUUCAUGCUGGUGUGAAACCCUAUGAGUGUAAUGACUGUGGGAAAGCCUUUAAACGUCACUCAUACCUUAUGCAGCAUCAGAAAAUUCAUUCUGGUGACAAACCCUUUCAGUGUAAGGAGUGUGGGAAGGCCUUCACCGUUCUGCCACAGCUCACUCAACACCAGAACACUCAUACUUCAGAGAAAUUUGAAUGUAAGCAGUGUGGGAAGAUAUUUAGUGGUGGUUUUUACCUUGUACGACACCAGAGCAUUCACACUGGUGAGAAGCCCUUCGAAUGUAAUGUAUGUGGGAAGGCCUUUAGGCUUCAAGUAUACCUUAAUGAGCAUCAGAAAACUCACACCGAUGAGAAGCCCUUCAAGUGUAAGCUCUGUGAGUCGGCCUUCAGACGUAAGUACCAGCUCAGUGAACAUCAGAAAAUUCAUACCAAUGUGAAACCCUAUCAGUGCAAGGAUUGUGGGAAAUUCUUUCGCCGGCGUUCGAAUUUUACUGAGCAUCAGAGUAUUCACACCGGAAAGAAACCCUUCGAGUGUAAGCAGUGUGGGAAGGUCUUUAGGCUUAAUAUACAUCUCAUUCGUCAUCAGAGUUUUCAUAGUGGUAAGAGACCUUUUGAAUGCAAUGAAUGUGGAAAGGGUUUUCAUUUUUCCAGCCAGCUUAAUUACCAUAAAACCAUUCAUACAGGUCAGACACCUUUUGAAUGUGAAAAAUGUGGGAAGUCCUUCAAGCGCGUCUGCAGCCUUUUGGAGCAUAGGGUUAUUCAUGCUGCUGUGAAACCGUAUGAGUGUAGUGAGUGUGGGAAAACUUUUAAUCGUCGCUCAAACCUCGUGCAACAUCAGAAAAUUCAUUCUGGUGAGAGACCCUUUGAGUGUAAGGAGUGUGGGAAGGGCUUCACUGUGCUGGCUCAGCUCACACGACACCAGACAAUUCAUACUGGAGAGAAAUCAUUUGAAUGUGAGCAGUGUGGGUCAGCCUUCAGACUCCAGUACCAACUUACUCAACAUCAGAGAAUUCAUAAUGAUGUGAAACCAUUUGAGUGCAAGGAAUGUGGAAAGGGCUUUGUUCGUGGUACAGCUCUUAGAAUCCAUGAAAGAAUCCAUACUGGUGAGAGGCCCUUUCAGUGUAAGGAAUGUGGAGAAGGUUUUCAAUAUCAUUAUCAAUUUCUUGGACAUUCUAGAACUCAUACUGGCAAGAAGCCUUAUGAAUGUAAUGAAUGUGGGAAGUACUUUGCUCGUGAUGGAGACCUUAAAGUACAUCAAAGAAUUCACACUGGUAAGAAACCAUAGACUAGUGUUAAGAAUGUGGGGAGGCCUUUAAUUGAAAAUCAAGCUUGGUUUGACACGCUAAAAUUCAUAUUAAUAAGAAGCCUUAUGAUGUAAGGUAUCUGGAAAGACCUUCAGUAAUUCUAAGCUAGCUGUAUGUAAAAGAAUUCAUACUGAUAAGAAAAUGUUAAUGUCACUGGUGGUGGAGAGAGAACCACCACACCACAGUUUAAAGCCAAAUUUGAAGUAAGCUUUAAGUAAAUACUAGCCAGGUUAUGGACUCUCUGGCCAGGUCCAGCUUUGGGUUUCCAGAAAUAACCAUGAAUCCUCUGUUGCAGGGGCUUAGAAAGGCAAUCCCACAAUGCCACGUAUUUCCCACCAGGUACAAGCAAGGCCAAGCAUAUAAUCUGACUUAUUUCCUGCCUAUGUACCUCCUGCCUGCAUGUCAAAUCAGCAGCCAGGGUGCAUCCUGAUAUAUUUCCUUCUCAUGUACUUCCUCUCCAACUUGUGAUCAAGCACAUCUGGUGUAUUUGGGGCAAACAAAUUUACUAAGGAGAAUGAAACCAUGUGACUGGUUAUUGCCCAUAAACAAUAGCCUCCAGCAUUUCAGGAAGUAUUUGAUCUUGGGCAAGGGGCUUACAGGUUAACAGCAUUUUGUUUCAUGUGUCUUUGAGGCACAGUAAUUAAAACUUGAAAUGUAACUUUGGCUCUCAGAAAACCCUGUGAAGGUAAGAAAUGUGGAAAAAUAUGUAGAUUUAGUUUAGUCUUUACUACACAUUGGAGAAUUCAUACUGGUAUGAAACCCUUAUCACUGUAAAUAGUGUGGAAAGACCUUUAAUUAGACCUCAGGUCUUCUUCAUAAUAAAAUAAUCCAUGCUGGUGUCAAACACUAUGACUGCAAUGGAAUGUGGCAACAUUUAUAGAAUUAGCUCAGUUCUCAAAGCUCAUCAGAAAGUAUAUAUAUAUAUAUAUAUAUAUAUAUAUAUAUAUUUGAAAAAAAUAUAUAUAUAUUUGAAACCCCAUGUAUUUAAAGACUGUGGAAAAGCCUUUAUUGUAAAUAGUCAGCUUACACAAGAUCAGAAAAUCCAUGCUCAUCAGAAGUCCUAUGCAUGUAAGAAAUGUGGACAAACCUUUGGAAAUUUUACUGAUCAUCAGAGAACUCAUAAGUCAAGAUUGUGACUUAAAAGAAUGUAAGAAGGACUUUAAUUUGCCCUAGAUUUCGGUCAACAUCUGAAUAUUUAUAUAUUCUUGAUGCCAAGAAACCAUUUGAGAAUUGAGAGUGCAGGGAGUCUAUUGUUCAGAGAAGAUACUCCGUCAACAGUGUUCUUAAUUUACUCUUAUCGUGUUAGUUCUACAAACUUAACCAAACGCUACUCAGUCAAUUUAGAAAGAGCAGUUAUUAGAACUAGAACUAUCUGUGGUAUCUUCUUUGUCACCAUUAACAUCCCAGUGUUCCUGAGAUGGUAGACUGGAUGUUUAUUUCUGCAUAGUUUGUUAAUGGUAAGCACAGAACUAGCCAAACUUAUGGAAACAGGGUUGUGAUAGAUUAAAAUCCUUGAGACUAUUUGGGUCAUGUUCUGUAAAGUAGCGUUACAGUAUUCUUGCUUUCAUUGGCAUUAUGCAACUGAUAUGAAAGGCAAGUGGUAUUGCAGAUAGUUUUUUAAAAAGCCUCAUGUAGUCCUCCAAUAUUAAAUUCCGAAUACUUCCUUAUGGAUAAAAUCUAAUGGAUGAAAACAUACAUGAAUACAUCUUCAUUCCUAAUCCAUUCCUUAAGCUUUUGUGCAGAGAUUUCAAAAACACACCUGUUGGCGAAUAAGUACUCUUUAAAGGAGCUAAACAAAUGUAACUUUCAAAAGGUAAAGUCCUGUAAUUUAUGCUUUCUGCCAAAACAUUAAGAUAAAAUACAUCUGUGACAGGGCUAGACAGUACGGUCUCUUCCAUCUCAUAUGUUUGUGGAAAACUCUGGUCUAUGAACCAGAAGUCAAGAUGCCCUUGCUAAUUUAUCUUGGCUUUUGUCAAACUGCCUGCAUGUGCAAACCUCUCCUUUCAGUUAGCCUCUUGUCUUGGCUUCUGUCAAACAGCCUGCUUAUGUAAAAGCUUCCCUGCGGCUGUUGAGCAAAAUAACAGAAUGUAGGGGUUUUUUGUUUGUUUGUUUGUUUGUUUUUGCUUUUAAUAGCCCCUUACUCUAAAUACUUGGGAGCUAUACUUAGAUUGCAAAUACCUGAGUAUAGUCCCAGACAACUGGAAUAAAGUCUUUCAGUUGGUUAAAACUGUGUCUGAGUGAUCUUCUCUGGUAGACUCACAAUGAAACAUUAACAAAAAUAGCCAAAAUUGAAACUACCUAUAAAAAUACAUGUGAGAAAUUUUUCAUACAUAGUUGGAAGAAUCAAAAGUACACGUAUGUGUCCUCACCUGGACUCAAAAUUGAUAACAAUUUACUAGGUUGAUAUAUAUAUGAUAUCAUAUAUAUAUAUAUGAGAUGGCUCAGCAGUUAAUAAUACUGUCUAUUUUCCCAGAAGACAAGGAGAUAAGGAAAUAAUCCAGAAUUUUACAACUUUCAGAAAUAUUUCAUUGGCUUCCAAACUGUCAUUUUUACAAAUGUAUAUAUUCUUCAGGUGGGGUGGUGCAUGCCUUUAAUUCCAGCACUUUGGAGAUAGAGGAAGGCAGCUCUUUGAGUUUAAGGCCAGCCUGGUUUAUAGAGUGAGUUCCAGGACAGCCAGGGCUACAUGGAGAAGCCAUCUCUAUAAGCAAAGCAAAAACUAAAACAAAUGUAUAUAUCUUAAGGAGAAGCCAGUGUGGAUAUAGAUUUGGCCAUUUCUAUUCAAACCACAAGUGUCUUGCCUACAUGUGCGCUUUCUUUGUGCCUGGUGCCUGAGGGGUCUAGAAGAGGGUACCAGAUAUCCCUGGCUGUAGUCCAGCUAGUCCAACAAUGGCUAGUUGUGGAUGGAAAGUUAAGAAUCUAGUACUUGCUCAGUCCCAUAAGGCUGGAUGUCUCAGCUGGUCUUCAGUAUACGCUGGAAUGUCAAAGACAUAGUGUCCGAUGCUGGUUUAACACGGAUGUGGCAGCAAGGUGAAGGCAAGCAGGCAAAGAGCAGAAGCUUCCUUUUUCUCUGUCCUUGUAUAGAUUUCCAGCAGAAGCUAUGACCCAGAUUAAAGGUGUGCCUUCUACCUCAAGAUCUGGGAUAAAAGUGUGUGUCUUUCCCCUUCGAUAUCCUAAUUAAAGCUGUGAGUCUUUCAGCCUCAAGAUCCAGAUCAAAUGUGUUUGUCUUCCAACCUCAAAGAUUUGGACUAGAAGUACAUUCACUUAGAUCAAAAUCAAGCAGAAAAUCUCUCACAAGUGUGCCCUUGAUUUCUGUGUUGUAGUUCAUUACUGAUAUAGUCAAGUUGACAACCAUGAAUCACACCACUGAAAAUAAGUUAACUGGAAGGAAGAUGCCUAUCACCUUGUAAGAUACUGUAUGGUCAUGCUUCUGUCUCAUAGAAGCACAGGUGAACAUGUGUGCAUGUUUCAGGAUGCUGAGUGGUGAAGUGUGUGCAACGUUGAAAGAGAUGGAUGUGUGUUUCUUCAAUGUCAGUAACUGAAUAAACAAUAAAUUUACAGCCGUUGUCUUUCUGCAUAUAAUUUGUCAUGUAAUCCCAACUUUGCUUGAUAGCUGGUUGGUGACAAUUACAAGUUCUUUGAUUCUAGUCUUUGUUUCUGUUUUUUUCUGUUUUUGUUUUUGUUUUUAUUUUUCAAGACAGGGUUUCUCUGUGUAAUGGCCCUGGCUGUCUGGCUAUCCUGGACUGGCUUUGUAGAGAAGGCAGGCCUUCAACUCACAGAAAUCCUCCUGCCUUUGUCUUCCAAAUGAUGGGAUUAAAGGCAUGCACUGCCACCAUGACUGUUUUAUUCCAAUCUCUGUUACCAAUGUGAAGACUUCCAUUACAUAUUAACAUAUCACACAGUAAUAUACAAAUAUGGCUAAGAAAGGGUUAAAGAGGUUUCAAUUCAAAGAGGCUAUACUGAAGUACAUACACAGCUGAUAGAGGCCAAAAGAGAGCCUGGAGAGACCAGAAAUUUGCUAGAAACUACAGGUGCUACAGUGAAAGAGAGAGAAGUCCUCCUGGGUCUGUAGGCAGCAGCUUCUGCCCUAGAGAUCGGCUCCGAGAUUCUCAGGGGCAUUGCUGUGUUCUGAUCUUUUCCUACAGUGAAUGCUAUUGCUGCUAUGGUGGUGCUGGCUGUAAUAGCAGGCAUGAGGUAGAUGACCUGAAGAAGAGCUUUACAGAUGAGGACAGAUAAUGAUUUCUGAUUCUUGCACAAAACUGCUCUGGACCUUCUGUGAAAAUCUAUUUGCUAUCUUUUGGAGUCAAGUGACCCAGUGAUGGUUUAGUCCUUCUGAAAAAUGAAAUCGGAUCCACUCUCACCAAUUUUCAUGAAUUGACUAGGCACUUUCUCUGGUAGGGGAAAUCCCAUUUGUAUCUUAAGACCUGUGUUCCUCUUGUUGGGGAUGGAAACGCUUGGCUCCACCGAGUCCCCCAGAAACCCCUAAAACUUGUUUUCUCAGCCCCCGGCUUGUGGAUCAGAGGCUUGUUUCAUCACUUGACUCUUUGGGGGUGAGUCUUACGGUUGCUGUUUAAUAAUAAAACGUUU
Messenger RNA from Rattus norvegicus (Norway rat), 6804 nucleotides. Lineage: Eukaryota; Metazoa; Chordata; Mammalia; Rodentia; Muridae. The record is from RefSeq and is a predicted model, not a curated record.